This is a messenger RNA of Vombatus ursinus (common wombat), 2388 nucleotides long. It is a transcript of the gene NME6, whose product is annotated as NME/NM23 nucleoside diphosphate kinase 6. NCBI's taxonomy places the organism in Eukaryota, Metazoa, Chordata, Mammalia, Diprotodontia, Vombatidae. Gene Ontology annotation, biological process: GTP biosynthetic process; UTP biosynthetic process; CTP biosynthetic process. The record is from RefSeq and is a predicted model, not a curated record. Gene Ontology annotation, molecular function: nucleoside diphosphate kinase activity. The coding region runs from base 26 to 604 and encodes 192 amino acids. The transcript is spliced from 5 exons.
GGCUCCCCUCAGCGCCGCCGGGAGGAUGGCUGCGCUGGGGCGCGGGGGUCCCAGCCUGCUCCAGCUCACCCUGGCUCUGAUCAAGCCGGACGCCGUGGCCCAUCCCCUGAUCCUGGAGGCCAUUCAUCAGCAGAUCCUGAGCAACCAGCUCCUUAUCGUGCGCACGCGAGACCUGGUCUGGAGGCGGGAGGAUUGCCAGCAGUUUUACCAGGAGCAUGCAGGGCGUUUUUUCUACCAGCGCUUGGUGGAGUUCAUGGCCAGUGGCCCAAUCCGGGCCUACAUCCUGGCUCACAAGGACGCUGUCCAGCUCUGGAGGACCCUCAUGGGGCCAACUAGGGUGUUCCGAGCUCGCCACGUGGCCCCCGACUCUAUCCGCGGGAGCUUUGGCCUCACGGACACACGCAAUACCACCCAUGGCUCAGACUCAGUGGUGUCUGCCCGGAGAGAGAUUGCGGCCUUCUUCCCUGAUUUCAGCGAGCGCCACUGGUACGCAGAGGAGGAGCCCAGGCUGCGCUCGGGUCCUGUGUACUAUGAUGCAGAGGGAGGCGUUCACUGUGUGGCCAGAGGAGGGGAGGCCUCGGGUGGCCUGGAGCCUCCAUCCUGAGGCGAACGAGAGCUGGGUCUCCUCCUUAUCAGUGCUUCCCGGGGACGAGAGACAGGGGCUGGGUCGAAGGCGUCCCUGUCGAUGAACUUGCCUGAACCUCAGUCUCCCCUUCUGCGAAAUGGGGAGCGUGGUCCAGCCUAGCAGGGCUGUUGGGAGGAGGAGCGAGAUCACAUGGCUGCGGAAACGUCCAGCCUGACCCUGGCUGCAGACAUGCCCCUUCCUUCUUCUCUCUCACUGUCCCCCAUCGCCCCCCGCUGGGCUCCCGGGGCGGGGGAGCGGCUCCCCGCUGUGCCAUUCGUGUCUCCAGCCCAGCCGCCCUGGCCGUGGCUACCCACGGACCUCGCAGGUCAUCAGCCCCUUCUCUCCACCUUAGCCCCUGUGGCUUCGACCUCGUUAGCGACAGAGAUGACCCUUCCCCCUCAAUCCUGAAUGCCAGGAAGUCCUUCUCAGACCCUCACAUCCUGCCCUUCUCGAUCCCCUGCCCCAGGCUGUCCAGCACAGGAAUUUAGAGCUGGCCAGGACCAUGGGCCGCUGCCUCUGUUGGACCUCCAUCUGGGGAAGGUCCCCCCUGGGGCCGCCCUCCCCUGAAGGAGAGCCCUCCUAUGAUGGGAAGGACCCUGCCCCAGCCUGGCUGCCUUGGUGUGGGUCCUCAAGCUGAGCCCCACGGCCUUCCUCCCGACGGGCUCAGCGUGGAGCAGCUCCUGCCCGCCCCUUCCUGAAGCUCACAGCCCGAGAGAACGCCCAGAUCUUUUCUGGUCAUCUUGGUUCUGUCCUAAGAGUGGAGCAGCCCCCCACGCCCCAUUUCCAGUGGGGACCCCGUAGUCUGAGGCCCCCACUGUUGGCAGGCUCCUAGGAUGUCCUGCAUGGUCACCCGCCUGCCUUGUGUGGCUUGGGCUCCCGCCCCCUUGUCUGUACGGGCCAACGUUUCUUUUCGGUCUCCCCUCCAGCACUGGCUCCACUUGCCUCCCCAAAUACCAAUGUAGCUGUCUGUUGGCCUCUGGUCCCCCGUCGUAGGCCCAUCCCUGAGGACCGGAGUCCUGCUGGGGGAGGCUGGGACGUGUGGACCUUCAGGUUCUGGGGUCACCCAAGCACACAGCUCUGGUCUCAGUUUCCUCCCAGCCCCGAUUCUUGAUGCCUUCCCAGGCGUGGAUAGAAGCCUAGUACAAGUGCUUUGUGGACUGCUGUUGUCCUUUGGACGGUCCUGAGCAGCUUGAGGCCCAGCGGUCAGACGGUAAUGAACUUGGGAGUGGGGGGGAGUGGCGCGCUUGGCUGUCCCGGCUGCCUCUCUGUGUCAGCCCCGCCUUUGUCCCCUGGAGGAGGCCAUGUGAGCCCGGGCAGGAUGGCACCGGCUGGUUCUGGGAGCGGGUGCAGGAAAAGGAACAGAGGCUUUUCUGGGUGUCCACGGAGCCCUGACGGACCUGGGCUCUGAACCGAGCAGGGGGCUGGCUCCGUGUUCCACAAAGUCUCUGAAUGGAAGAACUCUUUCUUAGAGCUCUGGUGCCCUGAGGAGCACUGAGUGACAUCUCCACAGAGACUUGUGAAGAGAAUUUGUCAUCUUGGGAAAGAGUUACUGAGCAGGCCUGGCCCCCAGACCCCAAGGCAUCUUUGGCCAGGUGUUCUAGUGAGGUUGCUGAGACAGGAUGGGGAGCAGCUGAUUUCCUGGGUUCAGAUAAUGGUGAUUGACAAGUUUUCAAGACUGAAUUUGACAGGAAGUUUCACAAAGCAUGAACGUUAAGUUCUGAAUGUGGUUUGGAGGAAUAAAAUGUCACAGUGGUCCAUGUGCA